This is a messenger RNA of Uranotaenia lowii, 1358 nucleotides long. RefSeq names its product transcription factor SPT20 homolog. Lineage: Eukaryota; Metazoa; Arthropoda; Insecta; Diptera; Culicidae. The record is from RefSeq and is a predicted model, not a curated record. The transcript is spliced from 4 exons. Bases 426 to 1289 code for a protein of 287 amino acids.
CCAAUAAAAUGAUCAGUGUAGUAAGGCGACUCGAUUCCGUUUAAACUGGAAAGCUUUGUGGGGGUGUGAUGUGACGCCCAACAGUAUCGAGGCAGAAUCACUAGCGCUCGUUGCCCAUUAUUUAAUCGUCGUGGUCCCUCGGUCGUCGGAUGUGGUUUUUAGUGGAACGUGGACAAUAAUAGACCCGAUUCAGGCACCUGGUGCUCCAAUACUGUUGUGCAAAUUUCGAGUGACAUUCUUGGUGGGUUUUUCAGUGAAUCGAGUCUCGAACAAAGUCGUUCGAUAGUUUUCCAGGAAAAUAAUAGAAACCCAUAAAGCAGGGAAAACUUUUGCGGCAUCCGUGGACCAUUGUGUUUUGGGGGAGGAUUUUAUUGUGUUUUGGCUUCAAAAAAGGUGAAUAGACGGAAAUUGGAGUGUUUCACAAAAUGUUCCCAUCUGGUGUGAUUGCUGUGGGUUUGCUGGCGUUUGCUGCCAGCGGCCAUGCCCAGCUGUCCUUCCACAAUGAUCCGUCGCAGAAAAGCUUCCAGAUACGGACACCCGGCUUUCAGCAGUCCUUUACUCGGUACUUCAAUGGGCAGCAGGGAAGUCUUUUUGCCGCCCAGCAACAACAGCAGCAGCAGCAUCCACAUCAACAGCAACAAGCAUACAGUCAGCAAUAUGCGCAAUUUCCACAAACUUACCAAUCUCAGCAACCCUACAACCGGUUCGUUUCCCAGUUUUCAUCUGGCGGCGGUGCGGCCACGCAAAAUCCUCAGCAGCAAUACUCGACGGUCCAGGAGAACUACAUCAAUCCUAAUAUCAGACUAGCGGCCGAACAGAGGCGUCUGCUGCAACAGCAACAGCAACAACUGCAAUUACAACAGCAGCAGCAGCAGCAGGAUCAGUACAGCAAUCAAGCGGUUUAUCAACAACAACAACAGCAGCAGCAGCAAGUUCAGCAACAACAACAACAGUACUAUUCACCACAAGAAGUGCAAACGUAUUUGCAGAGCCAGCAGGGCGGUCAAGUUUACGCAACCCAGCUGCAUCCACAGCAGUUCCAACCGCAGCAACCGCAACCGGGAGCACCAACGGGUCAGCAUCAGGAACCGCAGUACGAGUUCAUUCAACAACAACGACAGCUGCAAGCUCAGCAACAGCAGCAGCAGCAACAGCAACAGCAGCAACAAGAGCAAGCUGAUGGUGGAAGCGGUCAGCCCAGCACGAAGCUAAUCGGCGUUGCCUAUUCGCCUUCGAAUGAAGUGUCCCAGGUUAAGUUUUCUAGCAGUGGACUGAAGUAUAACUUUUGAGAGGUGUGUUUUGAAUGGUUGAAGAAGUUCCAAAAUAAGGUAAAUCAGUUGAAUUUAUUUUUGUUAUUU